Messenger RNA from Quercus lobata, 2064 nucleotides. Its product is annotated as U-box domain-containing protein 1-like. NCBI's taxonomy places the organism in Eukaryota, Viridiplantae, Streptophyta, Magnoliopsida, Fagales, Fagaceae. Gene Ontology annotation, molecular function: ubiquitin-protein transferase activity; protein binding. The record is from RefSeq and is a predicted model, not a curated record. Gene Ontology annotation, biological process: protein ubiquitination.
UUUCCUUCAACUAUGGCCUCAGGCCUAUUGCCAUGCGGGUCUUUGCUAGAAUCAUUGGUUCAUAUAUCCAAUGAAGUUGCUUCCAUGGAAAAGCUUCCUUGUGUACAGGUUAGAAAUAUAUCAGCCAUGAUAAGAAGGACCAAACUUCUUUGUUCAUUGUUUGAAGAGAUUCAAGACACAAAUGGCUCAAUUCCACCUUCUUCAAUCCUAUGUCUCACUGAGCUUUUCUGCGUGAUUCGAAGAGUAAAGGCUUUGAUCCAAGAGUGCAAGGAUGGAAGCUGUGUCUGGGGGCUUAUACAGACACAGUUUGUUUCAAAUCAAUUUUAUGUGCUAGUGAAGGAGAUGGGGAGGGCACUUGAUAUUCUACCUCUAAGCUUGCUUGAUUUAUCAGCAGAUACUCGAGAGCAAGUUGAGCUCCUUCACAAGCAGGUGAAGAGGGUAGAUUCUUACGUUGACCCUCGAGAACGUCAAAGAAGAGAAGUGUUGCUACAAAUAAUGGCCAGUGAGAAGAAUAGCAAGAACAAGGGCUUCAUUGACUUUGGAAUAGUGAAAGAGAUUUUGAGCUGCAUUGGCUUGAGAAAUCCAUUUGACUAUGAAGAAGAAAUUUUAAAACUAGAGCUUGAAGCCAAGAAACAAGCAGGAACGGGUGGACUAAUCGUGGUAUCCAAUAUAAACAAUCUCAUCUCUCUCAUUUCGUUUUCCAAAUCUGUGAUUUUCAAUGAUAAACAAAGUGAGAGAACAAGAGAAGACUGUAUGCAACAGUCACAGUCUGCAUUCAUAAGUAGGAAUCAUGAUUAUUCUUCAUGUUCUCAGUCUUCUGUUGUUCCUAAUAUUCCCGAUGAGUUUCGUUGCCCGAUUACACUAGACUUGAUGAGAGACCCUGUGAUCGUAGCAUCAGGGCACACUUAUGAUAGACAUUCGAUUGCACGGUGGAUCAAUUCAGGGCAUUACACCUGCCCAAAAAGUGGGCAAAAGCUACUCCACAUGGCCCUCAUACCCAACUAUGCAUUGAAGAGUCUGAUACACCAAUGGUGCCAGGACAACAAUGUUUCAUUGAAUGAAGAUAAGGCAUCAUCUUUCUCAGACUCGGAGAGUGGAAACAGCAAAGGAAAACAAAGUGAAAAUGCUGUUGAUCAUAUUUCCGCUACAAAAGCAGUUGCUGAUGCUGUUAAAAUGACAGCAGAGUUUCUCGUGGGGAAACUAGCAACUGGCUCAGUAGAAAUUCAGAGGCAGGCAGCAUAUGAGCUUCGCUUACUUGUGAAAACUGGAAUGGACAAUCGCAGGAUGAUUGCUGAGGCAGGAGCUAUUCCAUUUUUGGUGACACUACUAUGUUCCCAUGAUCCAAGAAUUCAAGAAAAUGCUGUCACUGCCAUGCUCAACCUUUCCCUCUACCAAAAUAACAAGAUACUAAUAAUGGCUGCUGGAGCAAUUAACAACAUAGUAGAUGUGUUACAGUCAGGGAAGACUAUGGAGUCGAGAGAAAAUGCUGCUGCUGCUAUUUUCAGCCUGUCAAUCAUAGAUGAAUGCAAGGUGACCAUUGGUGCUAGACCUAGAGCGAUUCCUGCCUUAGUUGGGCUUCUGAGAGAUGGCUCUCCAGCUGGAAAAAGAGAUGCUGCAACAGCACUCUUUAAUCUUGCAGUCUAUAACGCUAACAAAAUCAGUGUUGUGGUUACUGGUGCGGUCCCUGUGCUAAUUGACUUGCUGAUGGAUGGCAAAGCGGGCAUAACAGAUGAUGCAUUGGCGGUACUUGCUCUACUUUUGGCUUGCUCUCAAGGGCUGGAGGAGAUUAGGAAGAGUAGAGUUCUGGUGCCUCUUCUUACUGACCUGCUAAGAUUUGGGUCUUACAAAGGGAAGGAGAAUUCAAUAACUCUUCUAUUGGGACUUUGCAAAGAUGGAGGAGAGGAGGUAGCAAGAUGUCCGCUAAUAAACCCAAGAAGUGUUCCUUCUCUUCGGAGUUUGGCUGCCGAAGGGUCCCCAAAAGCUCGGAGAAAGGCGGAUGCACUGCUUCGAUUACUCAGCAGGUGUUGCUCUCAGUUUCACAAUCCUGUUGGAUUGUUAGUAUAA